AUGUGGCCAGCUGUGUUAUCAGCAACCACACCUUCUCCACUCUGUUCCAGUUCACCCCUUUCCAGGAAAUGGUGGCUCAGUGGACAGAUAAAGCACUCAAAUACCCGUCCUGCCAGCCAAAUAAAUGUUGAUAUCUUGACACAUAUUUCUUUCUUUCCCUCUUACCUAUUUCCUCUUUCUUUCUCCUCCUCUGGUUUUUACAUUCAUUUUCUAUGCUGCUACUUCAUCUUCUUCCUACCACACUUUCUUCAUCCUAUAUCUCUUUCUCCUCAUCUUCUCAUGAUCCCAUGCCAUUUUUCUCUUUUUUCUUUCUUUUUUUUUCUUCUUCUUUUUUUUUUCCUUCUUCUUUUUCUUUCUUCUUUCUUUGAUCUUUCUUCUUUCUUUUUCUUUCUUUUUCCUUUUUCUUUCUUUUUCCUUUUUCUUUCUUUUUCCUUUUUCUUUCUUUUUCCUUUUUCUUUCUUUUUCCUUUUUCUUUCUUUUUUUUCUUUCCUUCCUAUUUUUUCUUUCUUUUUUUUCUUUUUAAAAUCUCUUUAUUCUUCUUUGUUAUUAUUUGUUCGCUUUCCUUAUCAUCAAAUCUUAUCCAUCUGCCAAUCUCUCUGCGACAAACGUCAUCAGUCGGAUGCAGUGGACCGUAGCCAGCUUCAACGAUGGCUGGAUACCUUACAAAAGGCCAUGAAAGUGCUAUCCCAGCUGACACUUGUUGAACAACUGGAAGCUGUUGCCCGGCAGGUGGGGCUCAAGUUCAGCCAUCCCAAUGGACCCGAUUCUCAACUGUAUGUCAGUUCAGACAUGUUCUAUGUCCAAGUAGUCAUGGAUAAGGCUGGGAUGGCCAAAGAGGUGAAGAUUGCCCAUCAGGGAGAACCGGAAAGCUGUCAAGAUCUUCAAGACGUGCUCAGCCGAGGAGACUUCAAUGAAUUCACUUCUCAUCUAGAAGGAUUGUGCCAGAUUUAUAACAUAAGUGGUGACAAGAAACAGAAAACCAAAACUUUUCUUGCACUUCAAUCCCUGGAAAGUGACCUGAGUAUGCUUGCACAACUACAGAGUGCUAUUUCAGGUGAUUCUAACAGAAUCUUCCGGUCUCCACUGGGUAUUUUAUUGCCUCGGAAAGGGGGCCGUCCCAUGAAACUUAUUUAUUUUGUAUCUCCCUAUGACCUUCUUGACCGUAAAACAAAGUUCAAACAUCCACUCACUGUCGAGGCUAUCACUGAACACCAGCUGGGCCACAGUGUCACUAUCUCCAUAGAACAUAGUUCCCUUAACAGACUUCAAACUAUGCCCUUGAUGUCAGUCAUCAAAAGUCAGGAAGGCAAAAGCUUGCCUUCAUUCUCUGGUUUAAGCAACAUGAACAGUUGUAUGCUUCCUGCCUGUUUUGUGCUCACUCUACCCACACCACUCUCUGUACUUACCUCAUUGCUCAAGAAGAUUGAGUCCAUCACAAAUAUUGAUGUUCCCAAAUUAUGUGAGGGUAAAAAGUUGUUGGCUUUAUUAGUGGAAACUGUCUCCAAAGGACAAUUGGUUAAUAAGAAAGAAUUAUAUGUAACAUUACCAGACCAACAGCAUGUCUACUUUCUUGGCGGCCACCAUGGUUGGAUGGAGGAGGAGGGUGUUCUCAUCACAAAGAUACCCUUUACACACCCUACUAACCUUCCUAAGAUCCUUGUGUACCUACGCCAACAAAUGCUUUUUAAUACAGUGUUCAGCAGUUGCAUCAGACCAAAUGCUAAACAAGAUCCAACAAAUGCACUUGUGUUUGAGAUGUCUGCCUUGUCUUUGCACCAAGUCAAUGUAUCAUUUGAACAUCCAUUACAAGACUCUAUGGUUACAGCUGAGUUUGAUAUGAGUGACAUCACCAACUUGAAAUGCCGAGUGUGCACAGCAGUGGAUGGGCAAUCAUUCUGUUCUGAUGAAUAUGCAUCAAAAGUGUUCAACAAUUGCAUGUCGAUUCCAGUAUCAUUGCGUGCCAUCAUGAAUAAAGUGCUUGGACAAUUGAAGAAAACAAGUCCUGGACUAUCCGAGUCUCAUACUGCUUACUCAAUGGAUCGUUACUCUGGGCAUAUGAGCAGCCUUUUAUCAGGCCCAGACCAUUGCUUUUCAUCUCGUAGUCUCAGCCAACUCAACUACCCCCACCGCAGUGGGUCAGAAAACUACAAGAAUAGUCCACCUUAUCUUGACCCGGCCAAUGCUCCUCCUGAGCUGUUAGAUAGCAUCCGAGCAGAGAAGGUAGCCCGAAACCCCCUUCUUGCCACGCUUUUGGAUCAAGACACAGCAGCUGCUGCAGAGAUCCAUAACAGCCCCAUGUUGUCCAAAUUGCUGGAUGACCACACAACUGCCACAACAUGCAUGGUCAAUUUGACCAAACCAAAGAAAAACAAAAAACGGAAGGGUACCACUGAAAUGACUGGCCGAAGUCCAAAACAGAAACACGUGGAAGACACUUCAGACUUAGCUGAAGAGACUGACAAACACUUGAUCGAGAUUGAUUCUAGCAGCCCGUCAUUGUCGAGUGCAAUCAGUACUCCACCAGAGAAUUCUUCAGCUGCAGCUGUCACCAUUGAUCUAACAGAAAACUAUCCAAUGACCCGUGACUCUUCAAAGAAAUCUUCCAGCUCAAGCUUGAACAAUGUUGUCAUUAAAUUGGAGCCAUCCUCUUUGAGUUCCAAAGGGAUGAAUAUAAGCAUGCUAGAAGACAUAAAGCCUGACAUCAACAUCAAGAAAGAGUCUGAGGGUAGUAGUAGUAGUAGUAGCAGCAACACUGCUCUCAGCAUGAAUGAACCCCUUUCAAAAAACGGGGUUCCCUCCCUUGAUGACCUGCUUAACGAUUCUGGUCAACCAAUCAACCCUGAUGAUUUCACCAACAAGACACAAAAAUUGUCAGAGGAUUUUUUAGAGAAUGGAACUCUGUCCAGGAGUAACUCUGAGUUGCAGGUAGCCUCAUUCACCGGAGAGACAUUGGAUUUUAGCAAUGAACUUCUGAACCCUGACAGUGUCUAUUCAGGCAAUGAUGAUAUGGAAAUUUUCCUUGAUAAUUGUGAUAAAAUAGCAUUUGGGCCAGCAAUCAACAACUGGCCAUCAUCAUGUAACUCCUCCAGCCUGGACAAGAGUGGACCAGGAAAUUCACGUCCCAUUCCUAUCCUGGAAAAACUCAGUGAGGACGUCAAGGAGGAGCGAAAUAUUGUUAAGCCAUCAAGUGAAUCUAACAGGCACAAAAGCAUGCUGGAAGGUGAGACAAAAAUUUUGGCUGUGAAGGAAGAGGGAAAAGGGGAGGGCAGUAGUGGUGGAAGUAAGGUAAUGAAAAUUCGCCUGUAUACGAACGAGUCAAAAAAGACAGAUAACUGGAAUUUUGAGAUUCCCAAUCCCAAAAGUCGUGUUGAUUCAAAGCCAUCUCCGAAUGACAGUUUUGGGACAACCAUCAAAAUAAGUUCCCCUCAUCAAAAGCAUUCGGUGAACUCUCGUAGCAAGGAUUACCACAGCAGCGAGGGAAAGAGUGAAAAGUCUAAAAAGAAAGAGUCAAAGCAUGGCAGCUCAAACAGCGAGAUUUCUGGCAAGCGUCGAAAAGAAAAAGAAGAGAGUAAGAAAGAACGGAAAAAACGGAAACAAGAGAAGAACGAUGACUAUUCAGGAAUGGUACAGGGUGCUGUGUACAGAUCCACACAGGUCGAAUCUUCGUCCGAUUCGAAACCCAUGCCUAAACUGAAGAUUACAAAAAGUUUUCUGAAAUUAGAUAAGAAGGUAUCAAACAUAUCGGAAUCCUCAAAACGGACAAGCGAGAAGGGCUCCAGUUCGAAAUAUGAAUUGUCCGCCUCAUCUGAAAAGAAUACGAAGUAUGACCAGGUGGAAAAAUUUAGCAGCAGUUAUCUGAGCAGUAGCCACUGCAGCGGUACCACCAACAGCAAGGAGAUCUCCGAGAGGGGACAGAAAAGCCAUCGAGCACCUCGCUCACUGUCUUCAUCCUCUCACACUUCACAAAAUAUUACGGUGAAUAAGGAAGACUCGAAGCUAAUCACGAAAACACCAACGGUCAAGUUAAAACCACUAGUAAUGCCAGUUACUUCUGGAUCGUCAGUCAAUGUCAGCUCUGUCCGAACGCCAUCAGUUUAUUCGAGUGCUACUCAUUCAGGUAACAAGACAACCACAACAACAGUUGCCACAAGUACCAUCUUGUCAACAUCAUCGGCAUCCUCGUCCUCAUCUCCUUCAACAUCUCCGGUCACUCCAAUUGCAACAACUGUCUCUUCCCUGACAACGAAAAUUACAGUCACACCUAUCAUCAGUGCAAGUGUAUCAGGUAGCAACACUACAGCCAGCAGCAGCCCCAGUACGACGAGCAGCAGUGGGACCAGCACUUCCACUCUCAGUGCAACGGUCAGCAGUAGUACAACUGCUAGCAAUAAUAGCACAGUCAUUGAUAAACUCACCAAAACAAGCACAACAAAUGUACAUGUCAGCAGUGCCAUUGAUGGUAUGAUUACUGCGAAAUCAAUGUCCAAGGACACGUCCACACUUGGUGAGGAAGAAGACGAGGAGGAGGAAGAUGAUGAUGAUGAGGAGGAGGCAUCGUUGUCUAAGCCGCUUUUGUCUUACAAAGGUAGCAGCCUAUCCAUGGUGACAUCCGCUUUGUCAACCUUGACUGAAACAAGUAGCAGCAUUGGUGCCAAUGGAGGAACCAUUUCUGGUGGCAAUGGUGACGGUAACAAUAGUUCCAGCAACAAAAUGGCAAACAGAGAGCCUCCACUUUUGUUGGCCGAGGGCCGUCAGGAUUCUGCUGAGAAAAAAGAGCAUAGGAGUAGCUCAAAACGUGAGAGCCACUUGUCAUCGAAGCUGGAAACUUCUGAAAGUAAGAGCAGUAGUAGUGGCAGCAGUAGCAAACAUAGUUCAAGCAAAUCGCACAGGGAGUCUCGAUCCGCAGCUAUGUCUUCCACUUCAAAGGGACUGUCAAGAGAGAAUGGACGCUACUCUCAAGAUGUCUUGGAGCUGUCAAGCCCUGGCCGCAGUCAGUCUUCAUUUCUAACAGACAGCAUAAAAGUAUCGCGGAAGAAUGAAUUUGAAGAACGGCGAAUAGAGUCACCCCACGAAUUAAAUCCAUCAGUCAAACUCAAUGACAACAGUCACGACCCUCGGAAUCUUCAAACUAAGCUUUCAAGUGACUGGGAAUAUUCUCGUGAUUCCUCCAAGUCCUCAGAAAACCUGGAGGUAGAAAAUAAAGGUAGGUAUAUAUCAGAAACCAGCUCCAAAUCCUGGAACAGGUUGGACUCUGUCGAGGAAGAACCUGGAUGGUGCUCUGAAAAACCACUGAGCAGUGGCAAUGGUGCACCCAAGCAGUCGUCCUCUGACAAGACUUGUUCCGACAAUUCCAACAAUAGUGCCGACCGUGAGCUCCUACACAUGGUACUGAACAAUUGUCGUGAUCUAGACAGCAGUACUUCUGUGCGGACUGACAAUUCGGGGACCAAACUCCAUGGCUCUAUUAGAAGAAUGAAGAGCCACUCACAUUCAGGUGACACCACCAAGUUUAAUGGUGAAAGCGACUUCUCAAAAAUGCUCUAUGAGCCGCGAGUCCUCUCAAGGCAAACUGAUGAGGAGGACAAAAUAGAGGACCUGUCCAACUCCUCAGGUGACUUUGAAAAACAGAAUGAUUUCGAUGAGGGUCAAGAAGGAACAGUUGUGAAACGGAAGUUGCGGACUUCUUCAGUGAACCCUGUUAGUCCUGGCAGUGAUGCCAGUAGCACUGAGAAUGGGUUAGUUAUUGACUGUAUGUCGUCACCCAAAAGUUCACAACAAUCACAACAGCAGCAGCAACCACCACCACCACCACCACCACCACCACCUCAGCAGCCACGGAAACAUUCUCCUGCUCCUGUCAUGGUUUCAUCAAAGGCAGACCUUUUCACUUCACAUGAUAGUAAACAUAAAUUUCCUAGUAGGUCCCCCACGCCAUCGCCAAGGCCCAAAACAUCUCCACCCCUCACACCUCCAGAUUGUCUUCUCCCCCCUCCCCAUGGGCUAGACAUUUUCCUUCAAAUUCUCUCUCUCUCUUCGUUUCAUCAUUCCCCCCCACUCUUUUUCUCAAACCCUUCCCUUUCUUUCUGUACCUAA
Messenger RNA from Acanthosepion pharaonis, 6093 nucleotides. Lineage: Eukaryota; Metazoa; Mollusca; Cephalopoda; Sepiida; Sepiidae. The record is from the annotation of a GenBank genome assembly.